AACGCUACUUCGUGUAGUGUUACAUUUCACUUGGUGUAGCCCCUUGGAGGGUUUGUUUUGAGACUCUUCGUGGUUGGGGACUCUGUGGUGGUGUACCACCAACCUGGACCUCGGCUCUUGGGGUAUGUAGAGGCUGGGAACCAUCUCCCUCUCAAACUCUUCUUGCUAAGUUUGUACUCCUAAGACUAUUGUGGCUGCUAUACCUCCUGCCAGCCUGAGGAAGGGGGUGGCAGAGGUGUUGGAGGCAGAGAAGACGCCCAAGCACAAGGUCAACACCAAGAUCCACCCGUUGCUCCGGUGCAACCUAGCCUUGGACCCUCUAGGGAUGAGCCUAGAGUGUUUGGCCUUGACAAGUUCAACGGUGACAACUUUGCUGAGUGGUCCUUCAAGAUGGAGAACAUCUUUGACCAUUAUGAUCUGCUGGAGGUGAUGGAAGGAACGGAGAAGCACCCCGAGAACGACCCGGAGAAGAGCCCGUGGGUGCGGAAGAGCGCACAAGGCUACCUUCUACUUGGGCAAGCGUUGGGGAGCAGCCAAAUCCGUCACAUCAAGCCUUUUCAGCGUGAACCAGCAAAGGGACCAAAGGCAUGGGCUGCUCUCAAGGGUCGAGCAGAGGUGAAAGGCAUGGGCAAGGCCAUGUUCAAGGGUGCUGAUGGGAAGAUGGUGGGCCUCAAGAACGUGCUUUGGGUGCCCAACCUUGCAGCCAACCUGAUUUCUGUGCGGCAUUUGCAAAAGGCCGGCAUGGACACAUCUUCCAAGGGAUCCAAAACUUAUACCGCGCGGCUUGGUGAGCGGAAGCUUUGGGACCUUCAUGAGGACAGGGACAUCUACAAUGAAAUGUGGCAAAUCCCAGUGGUCCCCAUGCCUAAGGAGAGGCAAGUGGCAGCAAGCAUCAGCACCAAGAGUGAAGCGGUUGGUGGCGGUGAUCACGGAAAGCAAAGUGACACCAAGAGUGACUCGAACGAGUGCAAUCUUGGAGAGACCAGCAAGGCAUGUGAAUCCAAGGAGAGUGGUGCAGCAGCCAAAGGUGGUGGAAAUGAGGAGGAGAAUCAUAAGAUCAGCAAAACAGCAGCGGCGAAGGAGAAAGGAGAGAGCUUGUGGGGCACAAUUGCGAGUGCCGCUUUCUCCAACCCGACCUCCGCUACGGGAGAGUGUGAUUGGCUGACCUUGCAUCGGCGAAUGGGGCAUGUGGCAUUGCCCAUUUUGCAGCAGAUAGUCAAGCAAGACAUGGUCAGUGGGAUACGUGUCAAGGGGGAGCCCAAUGAGGUGCUUGGCUGUCCAACAUGCAUGCAAGCCAAGUUCACCCGCUACCCGUUCCAUAGCUCGGAGACAACGGCGAAGGCACCACUUGAUGAGGUGGUGAUGGAUGUGGUGGGUCCCUUGAAGCUUGGAGCUGCUGGAGCUGAGUACUUCCUCACCAUUGUGGACGUCUACACUCGCAUGACUUGGGUAUAUGUGCUGCCCAAGAAGAGUGACGUGGCUGAAACGGUGAAGACCGAUUGGUUGCCGAUGGUGGAGCGGCAACAAGACCGACUUGUGAAGGCGAUUCGCACUGACCGUGGGGGAGAGUUCCUGAGCAAGAACUUCUCAACUUGGCUGAAGAAGCAGGGCAUAAGGCACUCUCUUACCAUGCCCUACUCUCCUGCAAUGAACGGCAUCGCCGAGCAUUCUAAGGCCAACAAUCCGAGGGGGAGUUUGUUGGUGCAACCCUAUGGCUUGCACUCGGCUUGUCGUCCGUGUUUGGACGCGGAUAAAUAUUAAAUAGUGAAAAUAGUAACGCUACUUCGUGUAGUGUUACAUUUCACUUGGUGUAGCCCCUUGGAGGGUUUGUUUUGAGACUCUUCGUGGUUGGGGACUCUGUGGUGGUGUACCACCAACCUGGACCUCGGCUCUUGGGGUAUGUAGAGGCUGGGAACCAUCUCCCUCUCAAACUCUUCUUGCUAAGUUUGUACUCCUAAGACUAUUGUGGCUGCUAUACCUCCUGCCAGUC
Closterium sp. NIES-67 is the source of this 1990-nucleotide messenger RNA. Lineage: Eukaryota; Viridiplantae; Streptophyta; Zygnematophyceae; Desmidiales; Closteriaceae. The record is from the annotation of a GenBank genome assembly.